UGAAAAAAUACAGCUUGGUUAGUGGAGGAUAUACCGAAAAUUUGUGCUAGAAAUAUAAAGUUAACGAUUUUGCGUAAAACAUAUUAAAUAAUUUACAAAAAUGAGCGUUGAGGAAGAAGUAUUCAAAAUACAGAAGAAAAUGCAGAAGAUUACGUCGAAUGAUGGCACGGGACAAGAGCAAGCAUUGGAUUUGCUGAAGGCAUUGCAAACACUCAAUAUCAAUUUGGAUAUUUUAACCAAAACGCGCAUUGGUAUGACUGUAAAUGAGCUGCGUAAGAGUAGCAAAGAUGAGGAAGUGAUUGCAUUGGCUAAAACAUUAAUUAAAAAUUGGAAAAGAUUUCUUGCCGCGCCGGGUGGUUCAAGUGGCAGUAGCACCAAAGAGUCGUCUGCUAGCAAUAAUGUGUCUAAAUCAUCGUCAAGUAGCAAAUCGAAUUCUUCAUCAUCUAGUAAGGAUAAAGAGAAGAGUUCGUCAAGUUCAUCUAAAGAUAAAAAGCGUGACGACGAGAAAAAGUCCAAUUCGAGUUCAUCAUCAUCGGCAAAAGACGAACGUCGACCAGUGCAAUCAACGUUUCCUAGCACUGGCGGUUUAACCGAUGCUGUACGCCUAAAGUGCCGUGAAAUGCUCUGUAAUGCGCUUAAGGUUGGUGAAGUGCCGGAAGGUUGUCCAGAACCGGAAGAUAUGGCCACCGAAUUGGAGGAGGCAAUUUAUAUGGAAUUUAAAAAUACUGACAUGAAAUACAAAAAUCGUGUACGUUCGCGCGUAGCAAACUUGAAAGAUGCCAAGAAUCCCACCUUACGUAGUAAUUAUAUGUGCGGUGCCGUUACGGCACAACAAUUAGCGCGUAUGACGCCGGAAGAAAUGGCUAGUGAUGAAAUGAAGAAAUUACGCGAGAAAUUCGUUAAAGAAGCUAUUAAUGACGCUCAGUUGGCUACAGUACAGGGCACAAAGACCGAUCUGCUUAAAUGCGGUAAAUGUAAGAAACGUAACUGCACAUAUAAUCAAUUACAGACACGUUCCUCCGAUGAACCUAUGACAACAUUUGUCAUGUGCAACGAGUGUGGUAAUCGUUGGAAGUUCUGCUGAAG
This is a messenger RNA of Bactrocera tryoni, 1086 nucleotides long. It is a transcript of the gene TfIIS, whose product is annotated as transcription elongation factor S-II. Gene Ontology annotation, molecular function: zinc ion binding; nucleic acid binding. NCBI's taxonomy places the organism in Eukaryota, Metazoa, Arthropoda, Insecta, Diptera, Tephritidae. The record is from RefSeq and is a predicted model, not a curated record. Gene Ontology annotation, cellular component: nucleus. Gene Ontology annotation, biological process: transcription elongation by RNA polymerase II; DNA-templated transcription. The coding region runs from base 101 to 1084 and encodes 327 amino acids. The transcript is spliced from 2 exons.